This is a messenger RNA of Solea senegalensis (Senegalese sole), 2874 nucleotides long. Its product is annotated as septin-9-like. Gene Ontology annotation, biological process: cytoskeleton-dependent cytokinesis. Gene Ontology annotation, cellular component: septin ring; septin complex; microtubule cytoskeleton. NCBI's taxonomy places the organism in Eukaryota, Metazoa, Chordata, Actinopteri, Pleuronectiformes, Soleidae. The record is from RefSeq and is a predicted model, not a curated record. Bases 801 to 2804 code for a protein of 667 amino acids. The transcript is spliced from 11 exons. Gene Ontology annotation, molecular function: GTP binding; molecular adaptor activity; GTPase activity.
CCUAAAACCAUCUCUUAACACUUAAGCUCUUUCAAGGGGUGACAGAAUGUGAAAACCAGCCAAAAUGUCCUCACUUUCCAAAGAACAUACACAGAGAUAACCUGAUGUGAGACUGUUCCUGUGAUUUGGGGCAGCAAAGGAGAAACCUCUGUCAAUGGUGUUUUUAAAGUGAGAGACUAGGACUGAUAAGAGCUGCUGUGAGGAGGAUCUAAGCGACCGAGGAGCUGAAUAUGGAGUCAAGAGUUCUGAGAUGUAUUGAUUCUGUAAUUGACCAGUAACUAUUAACCUCAUAGUUAAGGCUUCAACUCUGAGGACAACUAACCCACAUUGGACAUGGAAACAGACUAAACCCUUUAUUAUUUAAUUAUUAUUUACAUUUAAUUUUACCCAGUUCACCCAGUGACACAAGGGGUCAUAAGUCGUAUUGCUGCUCCCUCUGAUGAAGCUUUAUGCAUCUACAGUAUAGAAAUCGGUGUAGUUUUUUUUUAAAUGAAGACCAAACUGAGGCAGAAUAAUAUCAGCUAAAACAAAACAACAGUUACAUAGUGUCGCUUUAAAUUGGUAUAUUUUUAAUCCAAUCAGAAUAAAAUCAAAAUGUUGUUAUGUUAAGUUAAAAACAGACAAAAGGCUUGAUUGUGUUACGUUUUCACGAUUAACUAAGAUUUGCGGGGUCACGCGACCAAAUAGACGGCGACGCACGAGGGGGCGUGGUCAAUGUGAUUGUCUUCACGUGAGCAGGUGUGCGAGACUUCGGAGUCAAACUUUCAAGAGGUGAAAGAAGAAGACGUCGGUGUAGUUUCAUGAGUGCUUCAUGGCGGAGCUGUAGAUGUAGUUGUGUGUGUGUACCUGACAGUGUCGCUAAAAUCCAGCAGGUGGGAUUAAAGGCUUGUUUUUUGUUUUGUUUUUUACCCCCACCGUGCGGAUUAGAAACCACAGACGCCAUCAUGCUCUCCGGUUACGUGAAACGUGUCAAAUCCGCACUGAAACGGUCAUUCGAAGUGGAGGAGACAGAUACGUCAAUUCACCCAUCAUCCCUCUCCCGCCGCACCACUAACCCUCUCCGCUCAUCCACCUCCUCCACAUCCAGCCAGCGCAGCUACGACCUCAGCUCCCGCAACUCUGACUACUCCUCCACCAGAUCUUCCCCCUCUGAGUCCUCCAAUCCACGUUCCCCAAAGACCGGUAUGAGGCGCAUUGAGUUAUCAGGGGGUCGAAACCCUGAUGCAGCCUCGUCCCGCCGCACAGAAAUCUCCAUUGAAGUCUCCUCCAAGCAAAUUGACAACUCACCCAGCGCUGGCAUUGCCCGCUUUGGCCUCAAACGACCUGAGGUAAGCCUGGGCAGUCGGAGCACCCCCCUGGACAGCUCUACCAACUCCAGCUCAGGCUCUGCAAAUAGACGGGCAGAGCUCAGCAUGACACGGUCCCAUGAGCCACCGGCCCCUCCAAGGAGGAUCGAUUCUCAGCUGGCGUCUGCCCCAGCCUCAAGGAUCCCUGAGCCCCCUCAGAGAAGAGCAGAGCCCCCAUCCCCCAUCCUCAGUCUAGCUGAGGGGGCCUCCAGGAGGUCAGAGAUGCCCGUCUUCAGACAGCCAGACAGUUUAGUGCCAGGCAGUGUAAUGGAGAACAACAACAACCACCUGCCCCCUGCACCCAGUGCUCCCCUGCCUUCACUGGCAGAGCCUCGGGAGGAGAGAGUGCAGUCUCCUGCCACAGAGAUGCCCACAGCCCGACCAACAGACACAGAACCAGAGGUGAUUUCCAGCUACAUUGACAGUACCAUGUCCGAGGCGGUGAUGCCUGAUACUAUGGUGUCCCCAGCAGUGGGUGGUAUGUACGGGGAGAAGGCCGGCGGCCCCGUGGUGGACUUCAGUUAUGUGGGCAUUGAUGCUAUUCUGGAGCAAAUGAGGAGGAAGGCCAUGAAGCAGGGUUUUGAGCUCAACAUUAUGGUUGUGGGACAGAGUGGCCUAGGAAAGUCUACUCUGAUGAACACGCUGUUCAAGUCUAAAGUCAGCCGCAAAUCUGUGCUGGCUACAGCCCAGGAGAAGAUCCCCAAAACAAUCGAAAUAAAGUCUAUCAGUCAUGACAUCGAGGAGAAGGGAGUGAGAAUGAAGCUGACAGUCAUUGACACACCAGGAUUUGGAGACCAGAUCAACAAUGAGAAUUGCUGGCAGCCCAUCAUGAAGUUCAUUAAUGACCAGUAUGAGGCGUACCUGCAGGAGGAGAUCAACAUCAACAGGAAGAAACGGAUCCCGGACUCCAGAGUUCACUGCUGCAUUUACUUCAUCCCCCCGACUGGACACUGUCUGCGGCCCCUUGAUGUAGAAUUCAUGAGACGUCUCAGUAAAGUUGUCAACAUCGUCCCAGUCAUUGCCAAGGCGGACACACUUACUCUGGAGGAGAGGGACUUUUUCAAAAAGCAGAUCAGGGAAGAGCUACAAGCCAAUGGGAUUGACGUGUAUCCUCAGAAGGAGUUUGACGAGGACGCAGAGGACAGAAUGAUCAAUGAGAAGAUCAGGGAGAUGAUCCCUUUUGCCGUGGUGGGAAGUGACCAGGAGUACCAGGUUAAUGGCCGGAGGCUGCUGGGGAGGAAGACCAAGUGGGGAACCAUUGAAGUUGAGAACAUAGCCCACUGUGAGUUUGCCUAUUUAAGAGACCUCCUCAUCAGGACCCAUAUGCAGAACAUUAAGGACAUUACCAGCAGCAUCCACUAUGAAAUGUACCGUGUGAGGCGUCUCAAUGAGAACAACACAGUGGCGGCUCACGCCAAUGGAAUACCACAGCAUCAUCUUGCCGCCCAUGAAAUGUAGAUGCCACAGUUGACUGUGGUCCACUGUGUGUGUGAUUCAUCGGCUAUGAGACUUUGACCUCCACUCCAGC